ACUAAUUUCUCUCCCUCAUCAAAAUGUCCAACAAAGUUCACGUAGGGAGCGUUGAGAUGGAGGAAGGUUUGAGCAAGACGAAGUGGAUGGUUCUAGAACCUUCUGAGAAGAUCAAGAAGAUUCCUAAAAGGCUUUGGAGGAUCGGAAAAGAUGAUCCGAGGAGAGUGAUACAUGCCCUUAAAGUAGGCCUUUCCCUGACAAUUGUGUCCUUGUUAUAUCUCAUGGAACCUCUCUUCAAAGGCAUUGGAAGCAAUGCUAUUUGGGCAGUCAUGACCGUUGUCGUCGUCCUUGAGUUCUCUGCCGGUGCAACGUUGUGCAAAGGACUUAACAGAGGACUAGGGACACUAAUCGCGGGAUCUCUAGCAUUUUUCAUUGAGUUUGUAGCAAAUGAUUCUGGCAAAGUCCUUCGAGCUAUCUUCAUUGGCACUGCUGUUUUUAUCAUUGGGGCGGUUGCAACUUAUAUAAGAUUUAUACCAUACAUAAAGAAGAAUUACGAUUACGGAGUAGUGAUAUUUCUCUUGACAUUCAAUCUUAUAACGGUGUCAAGCUACCGAGUAGAUAGUGUGAUAACCAUAGCGCACGAUAGAUUCUACACUAUAGCCAUUGGUUGCGGAAUCUGUCUUUUCAUGAGCCUUCUUGUUUUUCCCAUAUGGUCUGGUGAAGAUCUACACAAGACCACCGUUGGUAAACUCCAAGGCCUCUCUCGCUCUAUAGAAGCAUGUGUGAAUGAGUACUUUGAGGAGAAAGAGACAGAGAAAGAAACAUCAGAUUCAAAAGAUAGAAUCUACGAAGGGUAUCAAGCUGUUUUGGAUUCUAAAUCCACUGAUGAAACACUUGCAUUAUAUGCAAAUUGGGAGCCAAGACACAGUCUAGGUUGUCAUAGAUUCCCAUGUCAACAAUACGUUAAAGUUGGAGCUGUUCUUCGUCAGUUUGGUUACACUGUUGUUGCUCUUCAUGGUUGCUUACAAACUGAGAUUCAAACUCCAAGAUCUGUUCGCGCGCUUUUUAAAGAUCCUUGUGUAAGACUAGCCGGAGAAGUAUGCAAAGCUUUGACGGAACUAGCGGAUAGCAUCUCCAACCACCGUCACUGUUCGCCGGAGAUACUUUCCGAUCAUCUCCACGUGGCACUCCAAGAUCUCAACUCCGCCAUCAAGUCUCAGCCUAAACUCUUCCUUGGCUCUAAUCUUCACCGCCACAACAACAAUAAACAACACUCCAAUAACAAACACCAAAACGGCACCGUUUCGCAACGCAACAGCAGCAACAACAUUGGAAAAGAUCUAAACGGCGACGUUUCACUUAACGAAACCGGUUUACGUAAAGGCCAAAACGGAGCCGUUUCGCUAUCGAGCUUUAGAACCGACACGUCAGCUUUGAUGGAGUACCGGAGAUCGUUCAAGAACAGUAAUAACAGCUCCGAGAAGUCGGCGGCGGCGGCGGCGGGGGAGAGGAGGAUGUUACGGCCACAGCUGAGCAAAAUCGCGGUGAUGACGAGCCUCGAAUUCUCGGAGGCUUUGCCUUUCGCGGCGUUUGCGUCGUUGCUAGUGGAGAUGGUGGCGAGGCUUGAUAAUGUAAUCGAAGAGGUCGAGGAACUGGGAAGGAUCGCAUGUUUUAAGGAGUACGAUAACAAGAGAGAUCCGACGGCUGACGAUGUCCGAUGCGAAAAACCGUCGAACGUUACGAUCAGUGUCAGCGCCGCGGAAUAAAGCAACGUACGGCGAUAAAUUUAGCGUUCUUUUAGAAUUAGAUGUUAAACCGAUCGGUAUAAGGCAUCGAUGACGACGAUUCGAUUUGAUCGGUAUGAUUCGGUUUGUCAUUUUAACGAAUAAGAAAAUAAUUAUUUACUA
Molecule: messenger RNA, 1847 nt
Organism: Capsella rubella
Lineage: Eukaryota; Viridiplantae; Streptophyta; Magnoliopsida; Brassicales; Brassicaceae
Product: aluminum-activated malate transporter 12
Exons: 6
Coding region: 24-1706 (560 amino acids)
Biological process (GO): malate transport
Cellular component (GO): plant-type vacuole membrane
Source: RefSeq, a predicted model, not a curated record